Rhizophagus irregularis DAOM 181602=DAOM 197198 is the source of this 1491-nucleotide messenger RNA. RefSeq lists its product as uncharacterized. Lineage: Eukaryota; Fungi; Glomeromycota; Glomeromycetes; Glomerales; Glomeraceae. The record is from RefSeq and is a predicted model, not a curated record.
AUUUUUCCCAUAAUACGAUGUAAAUUUGAUAUUGGAAUAAAUAAAGUGACUUUUCAUUGUCAAUUUACAAAUAACAUUUACUAAAAUAUUUGGUUAUUUGAGAUGGAUUCCUUGCCACCUCCUAUCGUGAUACGUGACAUAAAUGAACAGAAUAUUGACGAAACCUUACAACGCUUAAGGAAGCUAAAUCAAGACGAUAACAAGAAAUACAGGGUGUAUGGCAUUUGGUCAUGUCAAUCACGUCAAUGUUCGAAUGAAUGGGAAAGUUUGUAUACCCAGAAAUCAUUCAAGGUGUAUUUAGAUAAAACGGAGUUUCAUUCUUUCAAGAGAAAGUGUUGGAUGUGCAACUCCAAGUGUCAGUUUUCAAGUAUUCAAUUGUACGAACAACAGCAAAUGUCAAAAGAAUCAAAUGUUAUUCAAAUCGUCCGUCAACUAGUAAACUCAACUGUUUACAGUAAAUAUUUGGUAUAUGGACAUUGGAUAUGUCGAAACUGGAAAUGCGGACACAAACCUCAAUGUAGAAAUAAAUCGGAAUGUCAAGACAAAUGGCAAUAUCAAAAUAAAUGGAAAUGUCCACACAAUCGCCGAUGUCAUAAAGUAGAACAAUGUAGGAAAAAGAUGUGUAACUGUCGAUGCAGAUAUUAUCUUUCUAAUCACGAACGACACUGUCAAAAUAAAUGGACAAAACUAAAUGAAUGGAAGUGUAAUCAUGAAUCAAAAUGCCGGAACGAAUGGGAAUGUCAAUGGGAAUGUAAAUGUCAAAAUGAAUGGCUAAAAAAAUAUACUCUUGAAGAACUCGAAAAGUAUCAAUCAAGUGAAAAAAAUUUCAGGCAACUCUGUAAGGAAUGUAAUCAAUGGAGUCAAGUCUCAAGUUUCCGUUUAUAUACACAGCAGCCAAAAAAUAAAAAUGAAAUCCCUGCCAUUGAGAUUAUCUGCCAUUUAGGAUGGAACAAUCAUUACAGAGUGUAUGGCGAUUGGAAUUGUUGUGGAUGUGAUGUAUCUUGGCCAAGCGCUUUUACUUGGAUAUCACUCCAAAAGUUCAUGGAUGAAAUUCCAGGGGAGAGUCUAAACCGGGGUGAUUUUUACACGCAAAAGUGCAAAAAAUGCGAGAAUCCGGAGAACAAAAUAUUGGAAUACGCACCUUUAAAAAAAGCGGAAGGCAAAAAGCCCCACACACGGGGUGUGUGUAUAAAAUGUCUUUAUUAUGAUUCUUGUCGUCAAACUGGCACCUACUUAGGCUUAACAAGUUAAAAGUUAUCAACGAUCUUUUACGAGAGAAGCGCUUCAGUUUCUUAGUUUUAAAAAAAAAAAGAUUUUAAAGACAAAUGAAUUUCCUUCUCGUUUAAAAAAUCAUAUUUUUAAAGUCUUAAAGAAAUAUCACGGGUUUAUUUUAUGCUAUUGUACCAUGUGUAUCAAUCACACACGUUUUAUUUAUUUUUGAUCCUUGAUUUAUUAAUUUUUAUUGUAUCCUGAUUCAUUAUUUUAUCAUCA